Heterobasidion irregulare TC 32-1 is the source of this 1325-nucleotide messenger RNA. RefSeq lists its product as uncharacterized. Bases 742 to 1164 code for a protein of 140 amino acids. Lineage: Eukaryota; Fungi; Basidiomycota; Agaricomycetes; Russulales; Bondarzewiaceae. The record is from RefSeq and is a predicted model, not a curated record. The transcript is spliced from 3 exons.
GUUGAGGGCCAGUGGAGCGGCGUCUGUGAGGAAUGGGCUGAGGAGCGGGCGCGGAUCAGUAGUGCGCGUGAGGAUUGGGAGGCGCGCGUGCGGGCUGCCGAGGAGGGGUUUGACGGCGCCGUCGCGAAGGUGGAUGCCGGGCUCGCGACGCUGCAGCAACACACCAGCUCAAGGCAAACGGGAACGCGCGCAACGGCGUCGGGCUCGUCACGCCUCCCAGUCCGCGCAGUAUCUCGUCUGACUCGGGCAAGCGUCAUCGGCGGAAACGGCCGGCGACCUCCCGGGGCUGAUCGCGUUCGCACUCGGCCGAUUGAAUAAGGACGACGGUGGGUACGCGAGCUCGUCCGAGGGCGCGACACUGCUCGAUGACAAGCACCAGUCAGUAUCCAAAGCACGCGCGCGCGUGCCUUGGGCGCAGGACGAUUCGGACUCGGACGUGCGUCACGCAAGCGACGAUGCGAGGAUCAUGUCCUUGAAGCACUAUCCCAUCACCCCAGAGUCGUCGGUCCGGAAGGCAUCGACAGGGUCCACGACGACGAUGAAGACGGAAGACGACGCCGCACACGCCUCGUCUGCCGCCGCCGCCAAUCUGAAGGGCGCACACCUGGCGCCAGUGAGCUUUAUUCUCUGCGUUUUCGUGCAUUCGCUCCCGGCACUGUGUCGACAGAUGGUUCAACAUUCAGCACAGAUGUCGACGACGGUGGGCGUGCUCAUGCUCAGCGUCGCCGCCUUGGCGGUGCUAUGGCGUAUCAAAGGAUAAUAGUUGCCGGGCAAAUCUCACGGUCCUUUUAUUAUGGUUCAAUCCCUGCGCACGUCUGGCUCAGUGGCGAUCCUGUCCCUCCUUUCUCCGCCCUCAUGCUCCUCACUGCUGCACCGGCUGUUCUGUUUCUGUCCUGCUGCCCUCCUGGCGUCUCUUGCCUCUUCUCGUCGCAUGUCGUUUCCUUCGUCGAUCUCACGCACGGCCAUUGCUACGAUCCCAUGCAACAUAAUCACUUCGUCGUGCCCUUGUUCACCCUUCCUCGUCCUGCUGAGACCCCGCCGUCCCUACACAGUCGCCAUGUCUCCACGCGCCCCCGCUCCUGCCUCACUUGUGCUCUACGUCUAUGUACGAAGCAUCGUAAAUAUCAUGCCACACGCACUUCAGUGCAUCGACGAGGAAGGUGAUUAGGACCUAGCGGCAAAGAGAUGAGCUAGGAAGAGGGAGACCGAGCAUUACCAAGUCCAUAUCGCCCUCGUGCUCAUGCGUGCACGCGCGAUUCCUCAACGCCACGCACCCGUCUUUGCUCGCGACCCAUAUCCGCGCCCGUGCGUCUCCUCAAGCCCAC